Messenger RNA from Anarrhichthys ocellatus (wolf-eel), 2220 nucleotides. RefSeq names its product complement C1q-like protein 3. The record is from RefSeq and is a predicted model, not a curated record. The transcript has a single exon. Lineage: Eukaryota; Metazoa; Chordata; Actinopteri; Perciformes; Anarhichadidae. Gene Ontology annotation, molecular function: protein binding. Bases 73 to 807 code for a protein of 244 amino acids.
UGGGAGCAUAUAUAAAUUAGGACCGAGGACCACACGCAACAUUCCAGGUUCUGUGUGGACGAGUGUCGGAAAAUGGAGUGUUUAUUCCUCGUGUUGUUGUCGGUUUCCAGCAGCCUGUGCUUUGGGAAUUACAGCCACCUGGGGACCGGGUCCAGCAUGGCGGUCUGCCAACCCGACACCUGUGCCCUGCUCACCGCGGUGGCAGCCAUGGGGGAGAAGCUGGAAGCCAUGUCGCAGACACAGGGCAAGCUCGAGCAAAACCUCGGCACCAUGAUGCAGAAGAUGGCCGGCGUCGAAGCCACCUUGCAGUCCUACAAAAGCCAGUCCCAGGAGCUCCAGAAGAUAAACCAGGCCCAGGACGAGCAGCUGAAGGCCCUCGCAGACCUCACGUCGUCAACCGCAUCGAAGAUGGCUUUCUCCGCCGCUUUGGGAGCCUCAACCGGUCCGUUCGCUCAGGACACGCCGCUUAAAUACCAGAGAAUCCUCUCCAACAUCGGCAGCGGCUACAACCCCGCCACGGGCAUCUUCACCGCCAUGGUCCGGGGGAUGUACUACUUCAGCUACACCAUGUACAACAACAACUCCGGACAGCCCAACUCGGUGGUGUCCCUGAUGAUGAACAGCCAGAAGAUGGUGUCUACGUGGGACACGGUGGGCGACGACAGCCAGGACAGUGCGACCAACGCAGCCGUGGUGCAGCUGGAGGCCGGAGACAGCGUGUACGUGCAGCUCUACGCCAACAGGGCGGUCUUCGACGACAGCUAUUACUACAACACCUUCAGCGGCUUCCUGCUCUUCACCUUGUGAUGAACUGCGUCGUGUGACGUGCGACGGACCCAAAUCCAAUCGGUCCCAUUAAGUUAAGAAACAAAUCUUAUUUGUAAAUGGCUUUAUCGGAGAUUUUGCUGCUUUGAAUAACAACAAACGUGGAAAUAAAAACUUCUCAUUUACCUCUUUUGAUUACGUGAGCGACGGGUGUUGUGGGUGAAACUUACCAAAGUGAUGGGGUGAGUCUUCAACUUUGUCCAUGGUAUCUGUGAAUGAAAACAGAGCAGCGGCUUAGCUUCUCAGCCACACAGUAUUCUGAUCCAUUUGGCAAGCGUUUGGCCUUUUAGUGCUCCCGAAAAACACCUAAACUACAUUACCAUUCAAAUCAAUGGGUUGCACAAAUCAAAUUAAAUGCUACUGAAUUAAAUCAAGUCAAAAGCAGCAGGCCAGUUAGCUCAGAGAUGAAGGAAGAAAGAGAAAUCAAUGAGUCUGGACUGACAGGCAGUUAGUUCCAUUCAGCUCCGGCGCUCCAUUAAUCCUCAACAUGCCGCCUCUUGAUUCAAGUCCGUGUCAAAUUAUAGAGCAAAAGAGAUUAAACACUCAUGUUCACUUUGCAGUUCUAGGAGUAUAAUGCUAGGAGGUGCCAGUAGGGGGCGUUAGCUCAGACCUGUCACUUUAAGUCUAAAGAGCAGGAACAUUUAUGUACUUUUAUUUAAUUUCAUUUGUUUGUGUCUUUUAAAAUGGAGGUUAGAGUGUUGCUCCUCGGUAACAGGAAGAGAUGAAGAAGAGAAGGGGAUCUAACGAGUGAGGAAGUGAGAUAUACAUCUGUUCUCUUUUUUCUUUUUACCAUCAGUAAGCAACACAACGCACUUUAAGCAGGUUUCAAUUCCAUUGAAAUCUGAUGCUCCACACACACACUUACUGAAAAUGAUGCGGGUAUUAUCGUUGCAACACUGACAAUGACACAGCAAUGACAAUAUUUCAUUGGGUAGUGACCAAUAAAAUGGAGAUUCAAACAAGUGUGCGAAGACAGGGUUGAGAACAGAGAGACAACCAGGAGGUGGAAAAGAAAACGUUGACUUUGGUCUGAAUAAAAGUCCAAGUCACGAAGGAAAUUACAUUCACUGUUUCCAGGGUGUGUCAGAGUCUCUUAUACCAUGACCAUGAUGACCGUGACCACAUCUCAGGCAUCAGUCUGUGUGUGUGUGUGUGUAGAGCAAAGACUCAAUGGAAGUGUACACCAUACGCUUGAAUCAAGUGUCAGCAUGUCUGUUUCUAUACAGAGGAGAAUUAUGUUGUUUUCUGGGUUUCCUUUCAUUUUGUAAUGAAAUAAAAUAACGUCAAUCAGUUGUGUGUAUUAUUUUAAAGAUGACUUUGUAAAUAAAUCAGAUCUUUGUACUUUUGUUUCAACAAUCCCCUUCAAAGAAUUAAAGAUGUAAAGCAAAAACUUGA